Leptosomus discolor (cuckoo roller) is the source of this 1135-nucleotide messenger RNA. NCBI's taxonomy places the organism in Eukaryota, Metazoa, Chordata, Aves, Leptosomiformes, Leptosomidae. The record is from RefSeq and is a predicted model, not a curated record.
GAAACAAAGAAAACAAAUGCAUAAUCAUUUACGGCAGAACAUGUGCCCUGCCCAUCAGAACAGGAGCCUUGCGAACGGGCCAAGCCAUCCACGUUUGGAUCCUGAGGAAAUCCAAAUGGCUGAUUAUAUUUCUAAGAAUGUUUCUGCCACCGAGCAUGUGAUCCGAAGGGAAACAGAGACAACAUUUUCAGGAAGUCACUCCUGCUCCCCGUCUCAUCACUGCUCCACAGCCACUCCCACAUCCAGCCAGAGACACGAAAGCCACACCUGGAGCCUGGAGCGGACGGAGAGUCUGACUUCAGAUUCCCAGUCUGGGAUAAUGCUGUCCUCGGUGGGAACCAGUAAAUGCAACAGCCCUGCGUGCGUGGAGGCACGGGCUCGCCGUGGGGCCGCUUUCUGCAUCGAGGACUCGCGGAGGCCCAUGACGCAAUAUCGUGACUCGGUGGAUUCUCUGCGGGACUCACCGCACAGCGAGAGGUAUGUGUCGGCCCUGACCACACCAGCACGCCUGUCGCCUGUCGACUUCCACUACUCGAUGGCUGCGCAGGUGCCCACCUUCGAGAUCACCUCCCCCAACUCGGCGCAUGCCGUCUCCCUGCCGCCGGCGGCCCCCAUCAGUUUCCGUGUGGAGGAACAGCAGCCCCUCCUGCGGCGAUACCAGCUCCCCUUCCAGGACACGCAGAGGUACGACAGCUACUACCAAAGGAAGACCUACCUAAACGACAGCAUGGGGAGCCUGCCCUCCAGCCCCUUCCGCAUCACAGAGGACGAUGAGUACGAGACAACGCAGGAGUACGUCACAGCGCUAGAGCAGCCAAAGAAAACAUCCAGCAGCAACAGGCGGUGGAAAAAAUCCAAACUGAACGGGCACAUCCCUCACAGAGCCAGAGCUGUCCGGGACUCCUUCUCCCUGAGCAGCGCCUCUUACAGCGAGUCUGAUGAGGAGCUGGUGGCCGAGAGCACCCCCUUCCUAAGCACUCAGAACAAUGAGGGGGCACACACAGAGUCGCCCCCACUCCACCGGCCGGGCGACAGCCGGACUCACUACUCCUGCAGCAGACACAGCGCUCACGGGGAGAGCGGGCGCAGCAGCCUGGCGCCCACGGUGCCCAAACCGGACCCAGAUCCUCUCUAG